CCCUCCCCUCAUUGAUGAUGCUGAUAACUACUCAUAUUUUCCCUUUAAAUAACCUCUCUCCCGCUCUAUAUCUCUACCCCCACCUCCCACAACACUCUCUCUCUCCAUGGCUGACAACCUCUCCUUAUGUCUCGUGGUAGCCAUGGAUCGUCUUUGGUUUCACCAAAUUAUUCUGUUCCCAGAGCCCUUUUCACUAUAUUUCCCUAAAACCCUCAGACCAGUACAGCAGCCCAACUCAGAGUCUACCACUACGUCUACAAGCCCAUCAUCAAGCCUCUCUUUAUCAUCUCUACCAGGUGACAUCCCAACGGCCGUGUCUCCUCUCCCCGACCAAGAAAACUCAGCAAUUUCAUCUCCAUUAACUCCACCGGAUGAUUCUAAAAGAGAGGAAGAAGCGAAGAAAAGACCAACAAGAGUGAGUCUUAGCCGUAGUAGAAGUCGUUCACAUUCUUCAUCACCGUCAACCCAAAAACGUCAGAGGAAUCACAGACACUCAACUUCAUGUUCACCUGGGGGUAAACUGCAAGAAUCCAUGAGUUGUAGGAGCUUGAAAGAUUUGGAACUAGAAGAAGUAAAAGGUUUCAUGGAUCUUGGUUUUAUAUUCAAGAAAGAAAACUUAAAUGCAAGAAUGAUUAGUGUUGUCCCUGGCUUGCUCAGACUUGGAUUUCUCAAAACUAAACAGAAAACUGAACUGAAUCUUGCUGCUGAUGAACUACCUAAAGAUGAUGAUAUUGAACCAGAGGAGACCGGUGUUGUUAGACCAUAUUUAUCAGAGGCUUGGCUGAUUAAAAGACCUGAUUCUCCAUUGCUGAAUCUAAGGGUACCGAGGGUCUAUGCCGCUGCUGAUAUGAAGAAACAUCUCAAGUUUUGGGCUAGGACUGUUGCAUCUGUGGUUCAGCAGGAAUGCUAAGUGUAAAAUCUUGUCAAAUACUCCAUAGAAAAGAGCCUGUCAAAUCUAGCAAACAACAACUACAUAGCUGCAACUGUAAAAAAAAAAGAGUUUGUAAUGAGAUAGUAUACUAUAAAUAAACAAUGAGCCAAAUGCUCUUUCUGUCACCUAUUUUAACUACUUCUGAUUAAGAUAAAUGCAGAAGUAGGAUCUUCUUCUUUUGUUCUACUAAGUCAUCCGAAUUGCUGAAGAGAUAAGGCAACAAAAAGGAAGAUGAUCAGGACGGUCCUACCAUGUUCUGGGUUGAUAUAGAAUAA
Molecule: messenger RNA, 1206 nt
Organism: Theobroma umbraticum
Lineage: Eukaryota; Viridiplantae; Streptophyta; Magnoliopsida; Malvales; Malvaceae
Source: RefSeq, a predicted model, not a curated record